UUGCAUAAUUCGAAUUGGUACCAGCCGAACAAGCCCCAGGCUCUGCUAAAUGCACGGUAGCACUCAGAAAAUUGUACUUUCAACGUCACUCAAAACCCGCGAAAAAGCUUUCGAAUCGAAACCAGAAACCAAACCGCCACACAAAACGGUUAAUUCCUGGAACAUCACGGUACAGGCGAAUGAAACCGAUCCAAGCAGCAAACGGAUUCAGUUUCCGAGUCGGAUUCUCCGGCCACAGCGGCCACCUCAGAGUCGAGCCUCUCUACACCGAGGAGCGUGAUAACCCUAUCAAAACUCUCCCCGACUUUGUUCUCCCACCUGCAUUUCCCAGGGAAACACCGGAAUCGAUCAAGGAACAUAUAAAGGAGAAAUAUCUUUUGCCAAGAUUGGACGAUGAUGCCUUUUCUCCAGAAAAAGCUGGAAGGCAAUGGGAUUUUGACUGGUUUGAAAGGGCAAAAAUACCAUUGGAGCCAUCAUUGCCAAGAACUGUUAUGGUUCCAGUCUGGGAGUUACCCUUCAGACGGUGCAAAGGGGGAUCAGUUGAAGGAAAGUGGGAACCUAAUUCAUUGCAGGUGGAUGUGUCAGAACUAAUAGUUGGGGGUCAAGCUUCUGGUUCUUUUCCACACACGGUUGGUGGUGCUGCCAAGGAUUUUGUAAGAGGAAGCAUUAAUAAACGCCCUUUUCGUCCAGGAGGCUUGGAGGAUCAAUCUGUAGAGAGGAUUCUUCCGGAUGGUGCAUGUAAUGGUGAGUGGGUUAGUGAGGUGCUAAAUGGUGGUCCUGUUCAAACAAUUCCUCCAGGCUUUAAGCAAGGAUUAAACCUUGGUGAUCUUGCGGCACAUCCUUGCUUAUGGAAUGUUUACAAGGACCGAACUUCACUCAAUAACACAUCAGUUGAAAAGGUGAGUGAGUUGUCUGUACAAUUUGACGACUUGUUCAAGAAAGCUUGGGAAGAGGAUGUUGCAGAAUUUGAGAAAGAUGGGCAUUCAACAGAAUCAGAUUCUGUUAAGUCAGAAGCUGAGGCAAACCAGGCUGAUGUUCUCAACAGUCUUGAUACUGGAUCAUCUGCUUUGGAUGAGAUUUUAUCAGUUGAAGCAGAAAGAUUAGAUGAGAAAAGUGAUGGGGGUGGUCAGCAACAAAAGGAGGCUUGGGCUGUUAGUGGAGGUAGCGAAGGGAUUGCUGAUCACUUUUACGAACUAGUUCCUGACAUGGCAAUUGAAUAUCCUUUUGAAUUGGAUACAUUCCAGAAGGAGGCUAUUUAUUAUUUGGAAAAGGGGGAGUCUGUUUUUGUGGCGGCUCAUACAUCUGCUGGAAAAACAGUUGUUGCGGAAUAUGCAUUUGCUUUGGCGUCAAAACAUUGCACUAGAGCUGUGUAUACAGCUCCAAUUAAAACAAUCAGCAAUCAGAAGUAUAGAGAUUUCUGUGGGAAAUUUGAUGUUGGUCUUCUCACUGGUGAUGUUAGUUUGAGGCCCGAGGCUUCUUGUCUCAUAAUGACGACUGAAAUAUUAAGGUCAAUGCUUUAUCGGGGUGCGGAUAUUAUUCGCGAUAUUGAAUGGGUUAUAUUUGAUGAGGUGCACUACGUGAAUGAUGUUGAAAGAGGCGUGGUUUGGGAAGAGGUCAUAAUCAUGCUUCCAAAACAUAUUAACAUCAUCCUCCUUUCAGCCACGGUUCCGAAUACAAUUGAAUUUGCUGAUUGGAUUGGUCGGACAAAGCAAAAAAAAAUUCGUGUCACUGGGACGACAAAAAGACCAGUCCCACUGGAGCAUUGCCUGUUUUAUUCUGGAGAACUUUACAAAAUAUGUGAAAGUGAAACUUUUAUAUCAUUGGGACUAAAGGCUGCUAAAGAUGCAUACAAGAAAAAGAAUUCCAAUGCAAUUAGUGGCGGUACUGGUUCAUAUACUGGUUCUUCUGCAGUUCAUGAUGGGGCUCGAGGUCAGAAACGUGAAAUUUCUAACCGAGGGAAACAAAAUAAGCAUUCUGGUCCGCAAAAUUUGGGGAACUAUUCUGGGACAGGUUGGGGGAAUCAAGGCAGUGGAGGUGGCCAGAAUAGUUGGGGAUCUAGGAGAUCAACAUGGUUGAUGCUUAUUGACAAGCUCUCAAAGCAGUCACUAUUGCCUGUGGUUAUAUUUGGUUUCUCAAAGAACCAAUGUGAUAAAUCAGCUGACAGCAUCUCCGGGACUGACCUCACUAGUAGUUCAGAGAAAAGUGAGAUCCGUGUUUUUUGUGAUAAAGCUUUUUCACGGCUGAAGGGAUCUGAUCGCAAUUUACCGCAGGUUGUCAGAGUUCAGAACCUUCUUUGCAGAGGAAUUGGUGUGCAUCAUGCAGGUUUGCUUCCAAUUGUGAAGGAAGUUGUUGAAAUGCUCUUCUGUCGAGGUGUGAUUAAGGUUUUGUUUUCAACGGAGACAUUUGCAAUGGGUGUUAAUGCUCCAGCCAGAACGGUUGUCUUUGAUACAUUAAGGAAGUUUGAUGGCAAGGAAUUUAGACAGGUACUCCCUGGGGAAUACACUCAAAUGGCAGGUCGUGCUGGCAGAAGAGGACUUGAUAAAACUGGUACAGUUAUUGUGAUGUGCCGUGAUGAAAUCCCAGAAGAGAGGGAUUUGAAACAUGUUAUAACUGGAACUCCAACUAAGCUUGAAUCUCAGUUCCGAUUGACAUACAUUAUGAUCCUGCAUCUUCUUCGUGUGGAAGAACUGAAGAUCUGGAUUUGUUAUCCCUUCAUUCCUGUUCACAUUUGGGAAUUGCUUCCUAAAUCCCUGGCGUAUUCCUACCCUUCUAUGAUCCUCCCACCAAUCUUCAACCCAAGUUCUCUCUCUAUUCCUCUCACUUGCUCUCAUUCUCGUCUCUUUUUGCAUCAAUUCUUCCCUGUAUAGUUGACUGCUUCUAAUAGCAUUCUAUGCCAUAUGUUAGGUUGCUUUUGCUGUUACCUCUUGUUUGAGGGCUUAUUUCAGUGUCUUCUCAUGUUGAACCUUUUAAAGUGUAGGCUUUUUCAUUUCAUUGUUUGAUUGCGGAUACUAAUAUAUGCACUUAUUAAUUGACAGGCCCAGGACCAUUUACUUGGAGUUGUCGUAAAAUCACCUUCUGCCAACAACAAACAAUAUAUUGUGCAAGUUCUUAAACCUGAUGUGCCAUUAAUGACUCAAACUCCCUCAAGCAGCAGUAACUUGCAAGAUAAGAGAAGUGCUGACUUCCAACAAGGUUAUGUGCUGCCACCAAAAGCUAAACGUGGUCUCGAAGAAGACUACCGCUUAUCUACUGGUCCACGUAAAGGAUCAGGUAUCAUCAACAUAAAACUGCCUCACCAUGGUGCUGCUGCAGGAGUGAGUUUUGAGGUCAGAGAAACUGAUAAUACAGAAUUCUUAUGCAUAUGCAAUAGCAAGAUAAAAGUUGACCAAGUUGGGAUUCUUGAAUAUGGUAGCGAUACUGCUUUCUCUAACACAGUUCAGCAGCUGUUGAAAUUGAAAUCUAAUGGAAACAAAUAUCCUCCAGCCUUGGAUCCACGUAAAGAUCUCAAAUUGAAAGACAUGGAUCUUGUUCAAAAAUACUACAAGUGGACCCACCUACUGCAAAAAAUGUCAGAGAACAAAUGCCACGAAUGUAUUAAGUUGGAGGAGCACAUUAAGUUAGCUAGAGAGAUUAAGAAGCAUAAAGAUGAAGUUAAUGCUCUUGAGUUUGAAUUAUCUAAUGAAGCGCUCCAACAGAUGCCAGAAUUUCAGGGCCGGAUUGAUGUUCUGAAGGAAAUUGGUUGUAUAGAUGAAGACCAUGUGGUUCAAAUAAAAGGUCGUGUUGCCUGUGAGAUGAACUCAGGGGAGGAAUUGAUAUGCACAGAAUGUUUAUUUGAGAAUCAACUAGAUGACCUGGAACCUGAAGAAGCUGUGGCUUUAAUGUCGGCCUUCGUCUUUCAGCAGAAGAACACUUCUGAACCUUCUCUUACAUCAAAACUCUCUAAGGCCAACAAAAGAUUGUAUGACACAGCUAUAAGACUUGGUAAGCUUCAAGCAGAGUUCAAAUUACAAAUAACGCCUGAGGAGUAUGCGAAAGAAAAUCUCAAGUUUGGUCUUGUUGAAGUGGUGUACGAAUGGGCAAAGGGAACUCCAUUUGCAGAAAUUUGUGAGCUCACGGAUGUUCCUGAGGGCCUUAUAGUGCGGACAAUUGUCAGGCUGGAUGAGACUUGUCGUGAAUUUAAAAGCGCUGCAGCUAUAAUGGGUAAUUCAUCACUUUAUAAGAAAAUGGAAUCUGCUUCCAAUGCCAUAAAGCGUGAUAUCGUCUUUGCUGCUAGUUUGUACAUUACAGGAGUGUGAUAUGUACAUUAUUCUGUGAUACAGUUAACAUUGAAUAGAUCCUUAAUCAGAAAAGAUGUUUAGCCAUUUCUCCCUUUGUUCAGUUCUGGAAAGCCAACAUAGCGCAACUUUUAUCAACAGCACAGUUUGAGACCUAAUCAAUUGAUUUUGGCCAAAAACAUCCUCCCCUUCCUUGGCAAGAACUUUUCAAGUUUCAUUUGGACAUUUGAUGUGUUUACAAGUAUGGUUUUAAUCGUUCUU
This is a messenger RNA of Theobroma umbraticum, 4535 nucleotides long. Lineage: Eukaryota; Viridiplantae; Streptophyta; Magnoliopsida; Malvales; Malvaceae. The record is from RefSeq and is a predicted model, not a curated record.